GACGUGGCGUUUCCUUAGCCUCACAGCUCUGAAUAGGCGAACAGAUUCAUGGAACAGUGGCUGCGGGAUGUCUGUUCCGGCAGUCUCCUCUCUCUCCCCCUCCCUCCCUCUCUCUGUUUCAAGCCUCUCAACACAAACACAGAAUCUAACGUCUUUUUGCAUCAUCUCUCUCUCUUGCCGUUAACCUUUUUCUUCUUUUUCCCUUGGUGCUUAAGAUAGAACGACCCAACAGUGUCGCUCAGAGUGAGAUCCCAGGUAUAAUUCUUUUUACCCUAGCUUGAGGAAGAGAGGGCACAGAAGAUCAUCCUUGUAGAAGCACACCGGUGCCGAGAUCUGCCUCCUACUUGGGAUCUCAAAUUGCUUCAAGUGGGAGAUGCAGGAAACCUUUUGCAACUCUACUGCAACUCAUGCUAUCUUAUGAAAUCAUAAUUCACCACAAGCGUCAUAUUGUGGUGCUUGUUGCCUCCUCAUUAACAGUGUUAAAUACCCUGUGGUCAGAAUUUUAAUUUCAAUCCCAACAGAAGACAAAUCUUAAAUGUAAUUAUACUUCAGGAUCCCCUGGUGGAGUGUUUAUAAUUAUACAAGGAUGAGUUCGGAAAAUGAGAAGAUAGAACAAAAGGAAGAUUUGGAGCUUGGCACAAAUGAUCCUAGCCAUUGCAUUUGGAAUUCAGGUGCAGGUGCAAAUGCAUCUUCCAGAUUAGACAUGAAAUUUGUUGCCUCUGAUGCUCUAUCUGAACUAGUUUGGUCUCCAGAUAAAGGACUGAGCCUGAAAUGUGCUGAUUCUAGCUUUGCUGACAAGCAUACCUCCCUAUUUUGGGAUGUUGGACCCAGCCAUAUGGUACUUGCUCCUCCACAAAGUGCCAUUGGUGAGAGCUCUGAUGCUGAUAAACCUGUUGCUGCCACAUGCAUAAAGACUUGUAUCAAUGAUAUAGAUAUGAACACCACAACUGGUCAUCCCACAAGUGAUUCAGGUGUCAAGCCUGAGUACAAAGGUUAUGAAGAACGUGAUACCGGAUUUAGUGGUAAUAUGGAGAGAACAAACUCUGCAGAUGGAGUAUUAAAACUACCUGAUGAUCAGAGGGAGAACGUAAUGACUGGUUGGGAAAAUAAGAUUUGCCAUGAAGACAACACUGGAACUGCUCAAAUAUCUCAAGUGAAGGGAAAGAAAUCUUCCACAAUAUCAGGCGAGGUUGACAAAAGGUCAUUUGAUAUAGUAUUAGCUCAAGCAGAUGAACUAAAAUCAAGCACAGAUAAGGAUCCACUGCCGAGGGAUCAUGCUAAUGGGGGCAGAGGCGUAGGUAUCAGCAACCAAGAAAUUAAAGGAAAUAAUAAUUUGUGCGCCAAAGAUGAGCUGGUGACUGAAUAUAAGGGUAUUGAUGCUCCAGGAACCAAUUUAACUUCUUCUAGCAGAGGUUCUUUAGAAAAACUGGAAUCAACUGCUGAAAAUGAUUUACGAACUUCCAAAUGUGAUGCUGCUUGUGGUGCAAGUGGAGCUCUUGUUUCAAAUUCUAGAGAAAUUGAAAAUAAAUCUCAGGAUGAUGAGAUGAUGCUUCUAUGUGAUAAGAAUCUUCCAACUAUGCAUUCUCCGAGUAAUAGAAGAAUUCAAAUAAUGAGUGACAAAGGCAAGGAAAAGGCCCUUUCUGAUGGCGAUGUAAGAUUAUCAAAGGAGGAUGAGGAGGAUGACAGCCAUGAAAGUGUUGAAAGCAGUGCUGGGGUUUUUUCAACAGGCAAGAGGAGAUGGAACUUCCAGCAUAAAUUGAUGGUUGAGAGCAAAAGAUUCAAAAAGCAAGUCCAAGAAUCUUCUGGUCCGAAAUGCUUUGUUAGACAAGACAGUUCCUUCAUGAGCUGGAUAUCAAACAUGAUGAAAGGAUUUUCACACACAGUUCAAGAUGGGGCAAAUCCUUCGCCUCUCACACUUGAACAUACCAAUCACGGUCACCAAAUUCUUAGUCCAAAAUUCAUCACAGACAAUAAGAACCUUGAUCCAGAGCCCAAAAGUGUUGGCUUUCAAUCUAUUUUUCAGGCCAUAUAUUUGCCCAUGGGAACAAGAAUUGCGAGUGUCAGUCAUCAAGCAAGAGACAGUUCUGAAGAUCUAAGUAACAAAGCACAUGGAAUAGAUGCAACUCCAUUAACGUUUUGUGCAGAGAAUGAUUGUGUUUACAAACAACAUAUUCGAUCAAACGAGUCUGAGCAAUCUGCAUGGAGAUAUGAUGUGGGUCCAUCCACCCAGCCUAAGGUUGAACCAAUAAAUGUUGUUUACAGUCAUGAAAGCAGUAAAAAUGACUCAGUGGAAAAUAAAAAUUGUUCCAACUUGGUACUUGUUAAGGAGAAAGAACGAAUGAUGUCAAACUCAUCUUCUGGAAGACAAAAUACAAAUAAUACUGAGAAUAUUGAUGCCUCUGUACUUUCUAAGAAAAAAGAAGAUAAUAUGUGCCACAGAAGCGAUGCUCUUGGAAGUCUGUGGAUAACUCGGUUUUCUCGAAAAUCAACAGCCCCCUUGAUAAUCUCCAAUAGCUCAAAGACUCCUGAACACAAGUUCAAGAAUGAAGACACUGGAGAUAUGUAUGAAAAGGCUCCAAAUGAUGCUAAGAAUAAUGUAGAUAUUCAUAAUUCAAUUCAUUAUCUCAACCCAGCUUCACCCUCUCCAAAAGUCACAAAUUCAGAGCCAAUAGCUUCCGUGUCUGCAAGGAGAUUGGAUGCCGUCAAAUAUAUCAAACCAUUGUACAGAGCCGGUAGUACCAAUCAUACAAAUAUGACCUGUUUGUUUUGUGGGACAAGAGGUCACCAACUUCAUGAUUGCUUGGAGAUUGCAGAAAGUGAGCUUGAAGCUCUCCUCAAAAAUAUCAAUUCUUAUGGGAAACUGGAAGAACUACCUUCCUUAUGCAUUAGAUGCUUUCAACCCAAUCACUGGGCAAUAUCAUGUCCCGCAUCAAUUCAAAUUGGGCAACAUGAUUUGAAAGUCAAUGCUUUGGUCAAUGAUUGGGGUUCAAAUGAAACUAAUUUUAAUGCAGGCAAAGAAAAGACUGCUAGGCCUCUAACUGGUGAGGAGGACCUUUCCUCACCUGGUGGUGCUAUAAAUGAUAAAACUGAUCCUGAAGCAAAUCAAAAUCUUGAUUUGAAGUGGACAUCAGAUGAAAUAUUACCCUCAGAGAAUAUAGAGUCUAAUGCACCCAUCAAAAAAGUAUUUGGUUCAAGUUCAAUGGAAGACAAAUUGAAGGAAAGUUCUGUGACAUCUCCAUGCGGCUCCAUUGGGAGUCAGAUUUCAGAUAAAACAAGGAGAAUCUUUGAUGCAGUGAAAAAGCUUCGUUUGUCUCGCACUGAAAUCCUCAAAUGGAUAAAUUCUCAUAUGUCCAUAUCAAACCUCGAUGGCUUUUUUUUGCGCUUGCGGCUUGGGAAGUGGGAAGAAGGGCUAGGGGGGACUGGUUACCAUGUCGCUUGUAUAAAUGAGGCACGAAGAGAGGGUUCUCAGCAGAAUAACAGAAAAUCUAUCUCUGUGAUUGUGGGAGGGAUCAAGUGUAUGGUUGAAAGUCAGUAUAUAUCCAAUCAUGAUUUUCUUGAGGAAGAACUCAUGGCAUGGUGGUACACAACCUCUAAAGCUGGCAACAAUGUUCCUUCUGAAGAAGAUCUCAUAGAAAAAAUUAAAAUGAAACAAAUAUUAGGAUUCUAGGCGUUUAUUCAUUCAGGCUAUUACUAAGGUAAUUAAGAAGCCUGAGAUUAUUGUUUCCUUUGUGUAGUUACACCUUUUUUUUUUGGUUUGAAUAAAUACUUCUAAUUCAAAUCAAUGUAUACCAAAUGAAACUGGGAAUUGGGAGUCUUGCUCACUAUCAUCAUAUAUUUGUGAAUAUUAAAUA
This is a messenger RNA of Neltuma alba, 3851 nucleotides long. RefSeq lists its product as uncharacterized. The coding region runs from base 587 to 3667 and encodes 1026 amino acids. Gene Ontology annotation, molecular function: DNA binding; zinc ion binding. Lineage: Eukaryota; Viridiplantae; Streptophyta; Magnoliopsida; Fabales; Fabaceae. The transcript is spliced from 8 exons. The record is from RefSeq and is a predicted model, not a curated record.